Phytophthora infestans T30-4 is the source of this 719-nucleotide messenger RNA. RefSeq lists its product as uncharacterized. The transcript has 4 exons. Bases 1 to 666 code for a protein of 221 amino acids. The record is from RefSeq and is a predicted model, not a curated record. Lineage: Eukaryota; Oomycota; Peronosporomycetes; Peronosporales; Peronosporaceae.
AUGAUAGCGCUUCGCUCGUACUUACGGCAGUGGCAGCGUGCGCCCACAGGGCUACGCGGGUUCUGCACGGCUGAUGAGGAUAAAUAUCUGGAACUCAAGCAGCUAAAAGACAUCAAAAGUGAAGAAUUUUACGACCGGCAAGCCCAUGAGCGACGCUACUUUUAUUACAUCGAUUUGCAGGGCCGUCUGUUCCUAGAAGACACGCGUCCAAAGAACAUCGCGACGUCACUUAAAAGUACCAAGUUCCUGCGCUUUUUCUUUUCCCAGGUUCGUCCGAAUGGCAUUGUGCAGUGUAAGAUUAAAGAAGAGGAGGAAUUCUUGGAAUACCCUUUUCGUUCUCCAUGCGGCAAGGAGAUGAACUUCAUUAAGUGCGCUGAUCGUGCAUUCGUGCACGAGGACCUGCCUUAUGAUGCCCUUCUUACCGGAACGCUGCGGAUCUCGCUCUCAACGGGGAGACUCUAUCACGACGUGCAGACCAAGCACAUUGCAUCGGGUACACCAGAGGGUGUCGCACUCGUGCGCUCUCAACUCGCAGUGGAGCUUGGCAAGCACAUCGAUGUCCACAACCUACCCGACGACAUCGACGCAGAGCAGGACGUUAGAUCCCUGGUGGUUGGCGACUUUAAGUGGGAGGACCAACACUAUGCUAUUCACGCCAUCGAAUAAGGUGCAUUUAAACAGCUUCAACUGCAAUUGGACCUAUUACGAAUCGUUUUGGG